Messenger RNA from Phyllotreta striolata, 2016 nucleotides. The record is from the annotation of a GenBank genome assembly. Lineage: Eukaryota; Metazoa; Arthropoda; Insecta; Coleoptera; Chrysomelidae.
AUGGUUAAAGAAGACAAUUCCUCUAACAUAAAGAAGAAACGCAAACUAGCAAAUCCGAAAACCGAAUCGGAAAGCGAUAUAUACAAAAAAGUAGUCGAAUUCGAAGAAAAAGAAUCAUUCAACCGGCAAGGAUCCGUCGACGCCGAACUCUAUUUCGAUCUAUGCACCGACAUAAGAAACCUUUUAACAGAAGUGUUCAAUUUAAAACAAUCCGACCCGAAUUCGAAAAAACUCAAAGACAUACAAACCGAGAUCUUCAUCAAAAUGUGCCUGAUCAAGAAACUAAACAGGAUCGACAAAAUCAGGCACGUUUACGGCAAGGAAACCUUAUCGACGGAGAAACAGAAAUGCGACAGCAUCAAAUUGAAUUAUCAGAAUUUGGUCUACGAGCUGCACCAUCUGGUGACUGAAACCAACAAAUGUCUAGCUUUCAAAUCGAAAGACGAAGACAUCGAGCUAGUCCCGUUCGAAGAAUUCAUGAAGGAAGCCCCCGAAGACGUCUCUAAGAAAUUCUCGAAUUACGACGAAAACGACAGGGAUCAAAAGCACAGUCUACGUUUGGCCCGAUUAGAAUGGGAAUUGAUGCAAAGGAAAAACCUCGCUCAGCUCUGCAAGUCUCUCAUCGAAGAGCAAAAGAAAUUGGAACAGGAUCUGGUCGAGAGAAAGGAGAAAUUGAACGCUCUACGACCUCUCCUAAUGAACAUUAUCGAUUCGACGAAACCCCUCCAGGAGCAUUUGGAUAUGUCGUUGAAGGAAAUGCGAGUGGAUCACAAAUUGGCUUAUUUAUUACCCGAUCCUCUGUACAUUUUCUACGUUAACGUGGUCUCGUAUAAAAGCGUAAACGGUUUGGAUCUUACCGUCGAAAUCGUCGGCGAAGAGGACGAGGCCGUUCAAUGGAAGGAAUGCGGAAAGAAUGGUAAUUUCCUCGAGGAGGAAUCCGACGAACAGGAACAAGAAGUCGAGGAGAUCGUGGAAGUUAAGAAACGCCGUCACAGGAAAUCCAUGCAAGUCGAUCCGAUGGAAGAGAAGAAAAAGAAACUGCUCGAACAGCAUCCGUUGAAAGUCCGAAUUCAGGCGAAUCUACCCGACGGAUUUUCGCUCGUCGUCUUCUACUCGUACCAAACGAGACUGAAGAUAAUUACGGUCGCUUCCGAAACCGUUUUACCAUCGAACGUAACCGGAAAUUGCGCCAAAGACGUUUUAAACGGCGAGAACCUUCUGAGCGAACUAAUCGAAGGCGAUACGGGCCUGGAGAGUCCGAAUCCGAUCACAAAAUUCCAGAUAAAAAAAGUCGGUUUCGCCUCGUUUCGAUCUCUCGUACCCCAAAUCGGCUACGCCUAUAACUGGGCGCAGAAAGUCUGCGGAAUGGAUUUCCUCAACAAAAAGAUGAAUUCGGACGAAGUGGGCGGCACUAACAUCGAGAAAGUCCUGAAAAUCCUGUUCGAACGGCUGGAAUCUCGGCGGGCGCUGGCCGAGCAGUUGCAGCUGCUCGAGCAGAAUUUGCUGCCGAAGCUGCCCGAUUGCAUCGAUUACCACGUGAAUUUCGUUUGUUCUCUGACCAAAUGGUGUCCCGUUACGUACCAGAAGUACUGCCAGAGCGAAUUCACCAAGAUGUUGGUCGAGGACGAGCUGGUGGCGCCAUCUGAUGCGUUCUACGCGUUGAAUAUCACCAGAGGAAACGCUGUACUCGAAGCGCUGAUUGUGAUUAAGAAUAAUUACCCGCAGGAUGUUCCUAUGUUUUCAUUAUGUAUAAAAUACAAUGGCGUUUAUCAUUCUGACAAUGACGAUGAGAUAAGGGACAUGGAAAGACUGUUAAAUGUCGACAUAGGCGAUAAAUCGUCAUCUUUGCUAUCCAUUCAAAUCGCUCGAUUGCAAUCGUAUUUCGAUGUUUAUCUGGAAACGACGGAUUCCAAAGUUUUUCCACAAACUGUAACAUUUAUCAGGAACGUGAGCGGAAGGAAUAGAAAGAAGCCGUUGAAAUACUGCAACGCAGGAAACGGCAUAUUUACCCAAUAA